This is a messenger RNA of Echinococcus granulosus, 2220 nucleotides long. RefSeq lists its product as hypothetical. The record is from RefSeq and is a predicted model, not a curated record. Bases 1 to 2220 code for a protein of 739 amino acids. The transcript has a single exon. Lineage: Eukaryota; Metazoa; Platyhelminthes; Cestoda; Cyclophyllidea; Taeniidae.
AUGUUACACGUGCUGUCAAAAAAGUCCAAGUUGAAGAAGUCGCAUCAACGUGGCCAACGCCCCGAGACCUCACAGGACACAAGAUGGGAUGCACUGGAGGUGGAGACAAAGUCGACCACUCCUGACUAUCGAAAUCAGCGCAAAUUUCGCCGCGGAAAGGAGGCCUCUGUGUUAAUCCUCGGUGAGGAUCUAAAAUUUGGGGGGUCUAUUCGAACUAGGAGUACCUCAUCUCGACGCUCCUGUUCAGCGAUGGUGACAUUUGAAUCCAUCAAACCAACUCAAGUGUGGCAAGCUUCUGCCAGUCCCUCUCCACCCACAACCUCUGCAACCACUAGACGCUGCGUUAAACCCAAGCAUCCAGUGGACAGUUUAGCUCUCUCAAUGAUCGCGCAGGCAUCAGCUGAGAACCAGUGGCUGUCGCUGUCCACAGGGGAUGAGGACGAUCUUAGCGACAGCACAGAUAAUGAUGAAGGUACUGAAGAAGUGAGGAAGGAAGGGAAAGGGCGAACGGACAGCGAUCGAGGUAAACGAGCGUCCACAUCAACUUCUCAUCGUCCGCGAAGCAGUCCUUCUAGUUCUGACUCCUCCUCUAGUUUUGAAUUAUCCCGAUCUUCCACAAUGUCCGCCCGUCAUAGACGAAAAAAGCAGUCGUCGCGCCGACAUCGGCGAGAAAACGCUGCAUUCUCGUCAGGUACUCCUUCGACGUCCAGUGAUUCGUCAUCCAGUAGUUCGUCGAGUGAGGAAGACAAUGAAUUUGAUCUAUGUUGGAAGAUGAAGGCUGGUGGAAGUCUGCGGAAUGCCACAGCAAUUCAGUCUACCCCGCAGUUGAAACGAACACCCCAUCAUCAUCAUCAUCAAUCCCUUGUACUUACACCAACUGUAACUCCACAAGUCAUGCCAAGAUAUCCUUCCACUCACCAUUACAAUCGUCCACAGACCCUUAAUCUGACUGCCGGUUCAUUUCCACGACCCAUGUCGGCUAGGAGUUCUUCAAAAGACCCGCCCUUUGUACAGACUAUUGCCAGAGCGGUGGAAGACUUCUUUCCUACGCUGGAGUGGAUUGAAAAGUACAAGGUUAUCAGUGUGCAUCGAGGCGAUCUGUUAAGAAUUAUUCCUUACCCAGGUACAAAUCCGGACAAAACGUCACCCACUACGGGAUGGUUCUUGGCGCAGAAGUGGUGUGCAGAUCACGCGUCUGGAACGAGUCCAAUAGGAUUUAUUCCGCGCAUUAUAUGCUCUUUUGUCUGCCCUGAUAAUACACCACGACUUUCACAUAUCACUCCUCGACACACAGGUUCACAUGACUACUCUAUGAAGAUGGCCGAAAACAGCGCUUUCAUGACAGUCUCUGCAGAUGUGAGUCAGGCCACUUCUGGAGGUCAGAUGAGUGCGAAUUCCACGAUUUGCGACACGUUCUUGGAACCAGUUUCAGCUCGUAGUAUCUAUCCCUCUCCACAGUUAAGCCUUCAUACUCCCUGCACGACAGCCGUCAAGACCUCCUUCACAUCGAUUCCCGCGGUUUAUGAGAUUGAAGAUCGAGAUUCUGGACGUGGACCAAGUUCUGGCUCGGAGUGGAGUAGUGGAAAGGGUGGAAGUCUUAGCGGAGCAACGGAUAUCAACGUGGAUGAUAAAGACCAGCCUCAACCACAGACACAACCGCAACCACAAUCACAACAACAACAGCCCCCCACAAACAAACCCUCUUCCUGCAUUAAGUGGUCUCCAACUGGAAGCUAUCAGCGACGUUCCUCCUUCGAUCAGCAGUCUGGAUCUAAUUUCUCUUGUCCCUUGCCACCACCACCCAUGGCGUUGUUGUCUCAUGUAUGUACCGUGACUAUGGGAGAGAUGAAAUCAUUACCGACACCGGUGACAACAGCAACAGCAUUUUCAGUUUCCGAUACGGAGGCUGGGGGAUCCAUAUGCUCUUCGUUGGGGACACGAACACGUCUCUACGUGCGUGGAUCAAAACCGCUUACUUCAAAGGCGACAGAAGGGGAGGUGGGAACGGAAAACAAUAUGGAGUGGAGGGAUGAGAAGGGUGGAGGCAGUCCACUAACCCCGGCGGAGCCUGUAGACGAGGAGGAGGAAGGUGACACCAGUGGAUCACCGCAGUCCACCGUAGUAGUAGUGUCGUCCAAUUCGGAUCCCGCACACUGGGAGCCCUACAAGACAAUGAUCCAGGUGGGACAAAAUAAACUGGAGAAGUUCACUCUCGUGUAA